Cryptomeria japonica (Japanese cedar) is the source of this 652-nucleotide messenger RNA. RefSeq lists its product as uncharacterized. NCBI's taxonomy places the organism in Eukaryota, Viridiplantae, Streptophyta, Pinopsida, Cupressales, Cupressaceae. Gene Ontology annotation, biological process: positive regulation of cell population proliferation. The record is from RefSeq and is a predicted model, not a curated record. Bases 303 to 554 code for a protein of 83 amino acids. Gene Ontology annotation, cellular component: nucleus. The transcript is spliced from 3 exons.
UAAAAGAAAGCCUAUUGACUAAUUAAGAACUUCUAUUUUUUUUCGAAGUAAGCAAAUAUUUUUUUUUCCAUUAGAACCUCCUCUUCCUAAAAAUAUAGAAGCUAAAACCCUUUUUAAAGCUCAAACCCCCUCCACGGACUGCACGUAGUCUCUCCAGCAAUUCUCUCUGCCGCUGUUUUACAUUUUCUUAAUUGGAACCAGCAAAUCGAAAGCUAUCUUCUUAGGGUCCACUCGAGAAGCGUACGCGUGCCUUCAAAUUUUCUCUGGUGAGUUACAACUUUGACGGUUCUCAGGAUUAUUGCAUGGAUUCUGAAGAUCCCUCCUCUUCUAGCGCGGUCGACCAAAUUGUUUCCGAUGAUGAUGAAAUAUGCUACAGCAUCAAACCAGAAUUUUAUGACCACUGUAGUGACGAUAAGGAUGAAGCCUGGUUGGAGCGUCGAAGGAAAGGCAGGAGCUCUGAUGCAAUACUCAGCUGCCGGGCUUGCUUUACAACUCUCUGUAUCGACUGUCAAAGGAAUUUAAAUUACCCAAACUCUAUGCUGACUAUCGGCUAACCAGUGCACCUCAUUGGGGUGCAAGUGCUAGUUAUAAUAGGAUUUGAACUUUUAUUAGGAAAUAUAUCUAGUCAGGGUUGUUGCAGAGGUGGGCCGAC